Molecule: messenger RNA, 1561 nt
Organism: Rubroshorea leprosula
Lineage: Eukaryota; Viridiplantae; Streptophyta; Magnoliopsida; Malvales; Dipterocarpaceae
Source: the annotation of a GenBank genome assembly
AAAACUAAAGAAAAAAAAGGAAGAAGCUGCGAGUAAACUUUUUCAUCUCAGAGUUCAAGGGGAUUGUCAUGGAUGGAGGACGACAAGGUGGUGGCGGUGGUUUUGGUUAUGGAAGUUUAGUCCGUAAGCCUCCGCUCUUCAAACCAACUCCGCCAUUAUCCGCUAUAGAUAGGUUCUUGUGGGGUCCAAACCACGCCACCACCACCCAACACCAGCCGCGGAAAAAUGUUGAGUUUAAAGAUCAGACAGUUAGUUUGAAACAUGGGUUGUGUGGUUUGUCUUCCUUCGGUGGUGCAGUUGGCGGCUUUGGAGGUGGAGUUCCAUGGCUAAGUAAUCAAGACGAGAGGUAUGAUAUUGAUCAUGUCGAUGUCGAUGGGGACGACUUCAUUUGUUUGACACGUAGUGAUGAGAUUAUAAACCCUAGAAUGGAUGUUAAGAUAGCAGAUCAAAAGGGUGAUAAAGUUAGUGUGACGAAGAGAAGUAAGAAAGUUUCCUCGGUAGCUUUGAUCAAGGGUCAAUGGACAGAUGAAGAAGACAGAAAAUUGGUGAGAUUGGUGAAGCAAUAUGGAGUGAGAAAAUGGGCGCAGAUCGCCGAGGAGAUGGUGGGAAGAGCCGGAAAACAGUGUCGGGAGCGGUGGCAUAAUCACUUGCGUCCUGACAUCAAGAAGGAUAGCUGGAGCGAGGAAGAAGAGAGAAUGCUAAUCGAAGCUCACGCCAAGAUAGGCAACCGGUGGGCAGAGAUAGCCAAACACAUCCCUGGAAGAACUGAAAAUUCCAUAAAGAAUCAUUGGAAUGCUACAAAGAGGAGGCAGAACUCUAGGAGAAAAAACAAGCAGCAACCAAAAACCCAAAACGGCGGAAACCACCAAUCCUCCAUCCUCCAAGACUACAUAAGAAGCCAGAGUAACUCCUCCACCCUAACCAACACCACGAAUGGCUCCUCCACGGCUGCUGCAGCCACCUCUUCUAGCUCCACAUUCUCUGAUGACUCCUAUCCUUUUAUAUCUCAGACUUAUGAUGAAGAAUUGCUUUUCAUGCAAACUUUAUUCGGAAACAAAACUAUGUCCCAGGUAGAAUCAUACCAUGAUCAAGUCAAUGACCAGCCAUCUCUACACUAUCAGAAUGUUCAGCAAUGCCCGAACGUGUUUGAUCUUGGGUUUUCCUCUUCUUCUUCAGAGAAUACUAAUUGUGUUCAAGCAGAGGAGAAGACUCACAGUACUGCUGCUCCCCUGUACUCUGACCUCUACCUUUCUUAUCUGUUGAAUGGGUUCGUUGAGGCACCUUGUUUGUCUCCCAUGUCCAUUAGCCAUGGUUAUGAUGAGAUGAGUUUAGACUUGGGGGCACAUCAAGAGUACUCUAAUGGAAAGAGGGAGAUGGACUUGAUAGAGAUGGUCUCUUCGUCUCAAUUCUCAAGGGGGAGCUUUUAAUUAAUGUGUAUAUAUAAUCCCAGUUCUAACAUUUUGUGGAAAUGGGGGAUUUUCUGUUUGGAUAGAACAAAAAGUGGUAUCAUGAAACCUUUCUUGAUUUAAUGCUACUUUGAGAACAAACGUGCUUGUUUUCU